Molecule: messenger RNA, 477 nt
Organism: Coffea eugenioides
Lineage: Eukaryota; Viridiplantae; Streptophyta; Magnoliopsida; Gentianales; Rubiaceae
Product: probable carboxylesterase 7
Exons: 2
Coding region: 1-477 (158 amino acids)
Molecular function (GO): hydrolase activity
Source: RefSeq, a predicted model, not a curated record
AUGUCUGUCCCUUCACAUUCUUCAGUUAUGUUCCUUUCGUCUUCUGGUAAAUACUUAUUUGUAUUGUCAUUGUACUUUGGAUUUCAAUAUGGUUCUCUGGUAAAGCUAUUUUUGGUGGUUCAACUUGAGAUUGCAGUUAAAUGGGUUGCCCCUCAUUCAAAUGGCGAGGGUCCUGAGGUAUGGCUUAGGGAUUAUGCUGGCUUUGAUAGGGUGUUUUUUGGUGGGGAUAGUGCUGGUGGCAAUUUAGCACAUAACAUGGCAUCAAGGGUUUGGCGGGAGAUACUAGAUGACUUCAAUCUUGAUGUGAUUUUUCUCAAUUGUCCUUAUUUUUGGGGGAAAGAUCUAAUCAGUAUUGAGUUAAUGAAAUUACAGGCGAAGGCCUAUGUUAAGGGCAUUUGGCAUUAUGUUCACCCAAAAUUUACGGGGGUUGAUGAUCCAUUGUUGAAUCCUCUGAUGGAACCAAACCUUUCAAGUUAG